AUGGCGGCUUUCCUGGUGCUCUGCCAGCUCUGGCUCUUUGGCGUUGUCCGACAUGAGCUGGAGGAGGCGAGCCUCGAUCUGGACGAGGCAAGGCGUUACGUCUCCAUCUCGACGCAGAGGCACGGCGAUCUCUUGCAGAGCUUUACCUCCGGGGUUUUUGCGUUUCAGCAGAAGGCUUCUUUCCGGUCCAUCGGCUUGCUGUCAGUUGCCAAGGCAGGUCCCGACGCCGCCGUGCUCCGCACGACUUUUCAGAAGCUGGGCAUUGACGUGCCGCUGGGCGUGAUUUUCCGGGGAGCCAUUGUGGAUGGGAUGGCGUGCGGUGCCACUCUGACGAGUGCACCGUGCGGAGUCUCGAUCUCGGCAAUCGGAGAGCUGCCGGCCGAAAUCGGCGGCCUCGCAGAUUUGGAGGGGCUGGAUUUGUUCAUGAACCGGAAGCUCAGAGGCGACCUGUCCGUCCUUGCCACGCUGGUGCACCUGAAGCUGCUCAGUCUGUCCUCUACCCAGAUCCGAGGGGAUCUAGGAUUCCUGAGCCGGAUGGAACAGAUGCAGAUUCUCGGUCUCGGAGACACGCACGUGGACGGCACGCUGGAGGCCCUCAGAAGGAUGAAAGGCUUGGCAGGGCUGCGGCUCCCCAACACCCGCGUCCGCGGGGAUCUCGUGCCCCUGGCUGCCAUGGAACGGAUGCAGAUGCUCUCUCUCAAAAACACGAACGUCGAGGGGACCCUGGAGCCACUGGCAAAGAUGACCCGCAUGACCCAUCUGUGGCUCCACGAGACCCGCAUCGGCGGGGAGCUUGGGUCGCUGAAGGCGAUGACCCGCAUGACCCAUCUGCGGCUCCACGAGACCCGCAUCGGCGGGGAGCUUGGGUCGCUGCAGGCGAUGCGGAAGCUCCGUGAGCUGCGCCUCCAGGGCACCCGAGUCUCAGGCUCCCUGGACAUCCUGACGGAGUUCGCAGAUCUGGAAGGGGCCGACCUCGCAUCCACUGCCGUGACCGGAGGCGGGCGGUCUGUUUCUGCCCAGGAAAGCAAGGUCGACUUCCUGCCCCGUGGCGACGACCUGUCGGAGCUCCGCCGCCUCUUCACCGCCGAUCCGCGCAGGACGCUGCUGCCCGCCUUGGUCGAGCUGGAUGUGUCGGGCUGCCCCAUGAAUGGCGACGUUAUGGACCUUCUGGUGCCGCUGGCAGCCUGCAAGUCGCUGGCCAAAGUUGCCGCUUCGCACGCGAACCUCACGGGGGACGUUCUGGACCUGACGAAGUUGUCAGUCGAGAUGAAUGACGUGAGCUACUCGCAGGUUGACGUUCCCUUGGCAGGCGUUCUGCAGGCCAUGGAGUUGUCAGGAAACAGGAUCCGGCGUGUUGAGGCCCUCAAUGCCAAGACUCUCCUAUCGCUGGCUGACAAUGACCGACAAGUUGACAUCGCACAUGGCAUGCUGUGCAAAGCCCUGGAAGACGGCGUCCGACUGGACCUGACCAACGUGGCGCUUGUGGAUACCAGCGAGGCCAGGGAUCUGAUUGCCAAAGGAUGGCUGAACGUCACCGAGCGCCGCACCAUAACAGAUGCCGGAAGAGGGUUUGCGUGCUACGGAAUGCCGAGUGCAGUCCUACAAGUAACGCCAUUCCGCUUCUUGCCGGAUAUCCUUUGUGGCUGCCAAGCGGGCUGGCAUGGAAGAAGCACCGACUGUCACCGCUGCAGCGAGGACCAGUACAACCCCACAUUCAACCAGAGCGACUGCCAGAAGUGUCCUUCAGGCAGCAGCACCCAAGGUGCAGAGGGCUCGGAGUCCUUGCAAAGCUGCCAGUGCGCAGUUGGAAGGAUCCACGGCGACUCGUGCCAGUGCGAUGCCCACGAGGCCCUCCACUAUCCCAGUGACGCCCUCCGCGGCCAGUGCGUGGACUGCAACGACCUGAAGCUGGACCGGGGAAUCUCACUGGGAUUCACGGGAGGGUUGCUUCAGCGGACUUCAAAGAAGAGAAAUCAGCUGGCGCAUCAUCUGCCCACCCCUGGGUUCUACGUGUACAUUGCUACGCACUCCGACUCUAACCCCUCUUCGUGGCAGAGCUCCUACGAGCCCACAUGGGUCCUAGCGGGCGCAGAGUCGGGUGUGGACUGUGAGGACCCCGGAAGCCUCGCGACCAAAGCACCGCCAACUCUCGGGCACGCGCGCCUCUACCCCGGAGCACCCACGGUCUUCUACGGGGACGAAUGCAGGGAUGUGCUUGGAUCCCGCAGAGGAGCGCUGCAACGCGUCAACGAAUGCUUCGGAGCUCGGGUGCGUGCCCGGCUGCUCGGCAAAGUGCUGUCGGAGGGUUACGAGGGGCCCCUUUGCGCCACCUGCGCUGAGAAGUACCGCAGCCAGGGUCGGCGCUGCAAGAAGUGCGAGGAAGGCUACGAAGCGGCCCGGUGGCCCAUCGCGCUCGCUGUGGCAACGGUGGCGGCUGGAGGCUUCGCCUUUUUUGCCUGGUGGAGGAGCCAUGCAGCAGAGGCCCCGGCAGCAGCCACUCCAGCUCUCUUGCCGCUGCUGUUGGCGCAAGGCCCCGUGCUGCUGCAAUUUCUCCAGCUCUGGGGCGUGCUCGUGACCCUGAGCAAGAAGAGCACUGGUGAGACCACCGCGCAGACCUGGGACCAGGAGUAUGUUCAGUGGCUGCAGCUGACAGCGGGUGGGCUCCGGGACGCUCUGAGCUUGGAAUGCGAGUACGGAAGGAACGCUCGCCUGGCUUGUGCUCUACUGGGACCGGUGCUGCCCUUGCUGCUUUUGGCCGCCUGUGCCAUCCUGGAAGCCUUUUUGCGAGGUUAUUCGAUCACGAUGUGCCAUUAUGCUUACUCCCGCUUUGGUUCCUUCGAUGGUAUAAGCAUUGCGCUGCAAGUGUUGUCCCUGGCCUUCAUCGGCGGAGCCUCGAGCUGUGCAGGGCUCCUGCGGUGUCAGGAGCUCGAUGGAGGUGGAGAGCCACUGGGGGAGGAGCACGCCUUCCGCUCGUUGCUGCCGCACCUGAAGUGCUCGGAAGCACCCUGGGUCGCUGCAAUUGGCUGGGGAUGCACCGUUGGCUACGGCAUUUUUAUCCCAGCGUGCAUGGUCGGCUUGAUGGUCAAACAGCAAUGGCUAAGUCCGAGGACACUUGCCAACCUUAUCGUAGAUUCGAAGGAGAUGAGUUCUCGAUUGCAGUUGGCGUCGGCAGUUGCCUACUGUGCCGUCUUCUUCCGCGGCUCCGUGCGGAUGAAGGCCUCCGAUGGCUGCCUGCCGCUCGGCACAGAGGCCGACAACAUCCUAUCCACGGCCCUUGACAACAAAGCAGAUGCCGACUUGCAGCGGUGGCAGGCAAUCACCAGGAUGCUGAAGGAGCGCUGCAUCAUCGAAAAAGCGGCUUGGGGGCAUAUGCGGUUUCGUAGCUGUGCACAGAUAUUCUUUGAAAUGGCUGUUGAAAGCAGAGUCUUGGCUGGUGCAAAGGAGCUCUUCUUCAAAUACGCCAAUUGCCAGAGCAUUUGGGUCGAGGUUGCGCUGAAGCUGGUGGUGGUGGGCAUCGUCGCAGUGGUGAACUCUUUCCAGCUCAUGUUCACCCUGAGCUUCACCUUGGGGACCAGCAUCGUUCUCGGCACCCUCAAGCCCUACAGGCAGCGCCAGGUCAACGACUUGCAGUGCUUCUGCUUCCUAUGUCUUUCGGUGGCCGCCGCAGGUUUCGCCUUCGACCUCCUUUGGCUCACCCGCGCGGCGCUGGUGGCGCCGGUGGUCACGGCCGCCACUCAGACCCUGCGGCCAGAUUGCCGCGAGUCCUUGUCCCUGCGCCUCCUCGAGGCUGCCAGCGCGCAGUGGCAGGACUUGCAGCAAGGAGGUGCUGUGCAGCUCAACGUGGUCCGACAUGAGCCGCAGAAGGCGGGUCUCGAGCUGGAGCUGGACGAGGUCUCCAUCUCGACGCAGAGGCACGGCGAUCUCUUGCAGAGCUUUACCUCUGGGGUUUGUGCGUUUCAGCAGAAGGCUUCUUUCCGGUUCAUCGGCUUGCUGUCAGCUGCCAAGGCAGGUCCCGACGCCGCCGUGCUCCGCACGACUUUUCAGAAGCUGGGCAUUGACGUGCAUUGUGGCUGGGAUGGCGUGGAGUGCCACUCUGACGAGUGCACCGUGCGGAGUCUCGAUCUCGGCAAUCGGAACUUGACAGGACCGUUGCUCCUGCUGCCUGAGAGCUGCCUCGCAGAUUUGGAGGAGCUGGAUUUGUUCAUGAACCGGAAGCUCAGAGGCGACCUGUCCGUCCUUGCCACGCUGGUGCACCUGAAGCUGCUCGAGUUGACCGCUACCCAGAUCCGAGGGGAUCUAGGAUUCCUGAGCCGGAUGGAACAGAUGCAGAUUCUCGGUCUCGCAGACACCCAAGUGGACGGCACGCUGGAGGCCCUCAGAAACAUGACCCGCAUGACCGGGCUGUGCCUCCACGACACCCACGUCGGCGGGGAUCUCGUGGCCCUGGCUGCCAUGGAACAGAUGCAGGCGCUCUCUCUCGGGGACACCAAGAUCGAGGGGACGCUGGAGCCGCUGGCAAAGAUGACCCUCAUGACCCAUCUGUGGCUCCACAACACCCGUGUCGGCGGGGAGCUUGGGUCGCUGCAGGCGAUGCGGGAGCUCCGUGAGCUGCGCCUCCAGGGCACCCGGGUCUCAGGCUCCCUGGACGUCCUGACGGAGUUCGCAGAUCUGGAAGGGGCCGACCUCGCAUCCACUGCCGUGACCGGUUUAGUCACGGGUGCCGUUUCGGAGCGUGCAAAUGUGGCGUCGGAUGCUGACGAACAUGCAAGCAACGUCGCCUUCAGUGUGAAGCACGCAGUCGGCCCAGUGCAACGCCAGAAGCCUUCUCGAACGGAUGGGACAGAAACGUCUGACGCGGCACUGGCGUGGGCACCUGACGAAGUUGCGCCGUUGCUGCCCCGUGGCGACGACCUGUCGGAGCUCCGCCGCUUCGUCACCGAUCCGCUCAGUGACAGGGCGCUGCUGCCUGCCUUAGUCGAGCUGGAUGUGUCCGGCUGCCCCGCGAAUGGCGACGUCAUGGACCUUCUGCUGCCACUGGCAGGAUGCAAGUCGCUGGCCAAGGUUGCCGCUGCGCACACAAACCUCACAGGGGACGUUCUGGACCUGACGCAGUUGUCCGUGGAGAUGGACGGCGGGAGCUACGGGGGAACCACCAUACCCUUGGCAGGCGCUCUGCAGGUGUUGGACCUGUCCGGGAACAGGAUCCGGCGGGUUGAGGCUCUGAAUGCCCACAGCAUGCUGUCGUUUGCUGACAACGGACAAGUAGACAUCGCACACGGAACGCUACACAAAGCAAUCAAAGACAGUGUCCGACUGGACCUGACAGACGUUGCCCUUGUGGAUGCGAACGAGGCUCAGGAGCUGAUUGCCAAAGGAUGGCUGAACACCACGGAGCGCCUCACUACGACAGAUGCUGCAAGAGGGUUUGCAUGCUACGGAAUGCCGAGUGCAGUCCUACAAGUUACACCCUUCCGCUUCUUGCCGGAUGUCCUGUGCGCCUGCCAAGCGGGCUGGCACGGAACAAGCACCGACUGUCACCGCUGCAGCGAGGACCAGUACAACCCCACAUUUAACCGGAGCGACUGCCGGAAGUGUCCCCCAGGCAGCAGUACAGGAGGUGUAGAGGGCUCGGAGUCCUUGCGAAGCUGCCAGUGCGAAGUUGGAAGGAUCCACGGCGACUCCUGCCAGUGCGAUGCCCACGAGGCCCUCCACUAUCCCAGUGACCCCCUCCACAGCCAAUGCGUGGACUGCAACGGCCUGAAGCUGGACUGUGAGGACCCCGGAAGCCUCGCGACCAAAGCACCGCCAACUCUCGGGCACGCGCGCCUCUACCCCGGAGCGCCCACAGCCAAGAAGUGCUUGGAUCCCGCAGAGGAGCGCUGCAACGCGUCGGCGAAUGCUUCGGAGCUCGGGUGCGUGCCCGGUUACGAGGGGCCCCUUUGCGCCACAUGCGCUGAGAAGUACCGCAGCCAGGGCCGGCGCUGCAAGAAGUGCGAGGAAGGCUACGAAGCGGCCCGGUGGCCCGUCGCGCUCGCUGCGGCAACGGUGGCGGCUGGAGGCUCCGCCUUUUUCGCCUGGUGGAGGAGACGCCCAGCAGAGGCCCCGGCAGCAGCCACUCCAGCGACUCCCACGCCCCACGCUGCUCUCUGGCCGCUGCUGUUGGCGCAAGGCCCCGUGCUGCUGCAAUUUCUUCAGCUCUGGGGAGUGCUCGUGGCUCUGAGCAAGAAGAGCACUGGCGAGACCACCGCGCAGACCUGGGACCAGGAGUAUGUUCAGUGGCUGCAGCUGACGGCGGGCGGGCUCCGGGACGCUUUGAGCUUGGAAUGCGAGUACGGAAGGAACGCCCGCCUGGCUUGUGCUCUGCUGGGACCGGUGCUGCCCUUGCUGCUUUUGGCCCCCUGCGUGCUCCUGGAAGCCUUUUGGCGAGGUCGAGGUGUAAGCAUGGCGCUGCAAGUGUUGUCCCUGGCCUUCAUCGGCGGGGCCUCGAGCUGUGCAGGGCUCCUGCGGUGUCAGGAGCUCGAUGGAGAUGGAGAGCCGCUGGGGGAGGAACACGCCUUCCGCUCGUUGCUGCCGCACCUGAAGUGCUCGGAAGCACCCUGGGUGGCUGCAAUCGGCUGGGGAUGCGCCGUCGGCUACGGCAUUUUUAUCCCAGCGUGCAUGGUGGGCUUGAUGGCCAAACAACAAUGGAGUCUUUCGGCAAGCCGACGCAUUGCCCACUCGUCGGCCGAGCACGGCGAGAUCACAAAACUCCGGAUGGUCCCGCUGCAGGCUAGUUCCGAGGAUUCGAAGGAGAUGAGUUCUCGACUGCAGUUGGCGGCAGCGGUUGCCUACUGUGCCGUUUUCUUCCGCGGCUCCGUGCAGAUAAAGCCGGCCGAUGGCUGCUUGAUUCUGCAGCCUGGGACUGGGCGCAGCGCCAGCGACGAAGUGGAGUUUGAUGCCGACAACAUCCUGUCCAGGGCCCUUGACAACAAAGCAGAUGCCGAUCUGCAGCGAUGGCAGGCAAUCACCAGGAUGCUGAAGGAGCGCUGCAUUAUCGAAGAAGCGGCGCCAUCCGACAGAGUCUUGGCUGGUGCAAAGGAGCUCUUCUUCAAAUAUGCCAAUUGCCAGAGCAUUUGGGUCGAGGUUGCGCUGAAGCUGGUGGUGGUGCGCAUCGUCGCGGUCCCUGUGGCAGUGGCAACUUCUUUCCAACUCAUGUUCACCCUGAGCCUCACCUUGGGGACCAGCAUUGUCCUCGGCACCCUCAAGCCCUACAAGCAGCGCCAGGUCAACGACUUGCAGUGCUUCUGCUUCCUAUGUCUUUCCGUUGCCGCCGCGGGUUUCGCCUUCGACCUCCUUUGGCUCACCCGUGCGGCGCUGGUGGCGCCGGUGGUCACGGCCGCCACUCAGACCCUGCGCCCAGAUUGCCGCGAGUCCUUGUCCCUGCGCCUCUUCGAGGCUGCCAGUGCGCAGUGGCUGGACUUGCAGCAAGGAGGUGCUGUGCAGCUCAACGUGACCCUGCGCCUGAACCUCAACUUGAAGCUGGGGGAAAGCACCAGAGACCAUACGCCCCUUUUCUUGGGCCUGCAGGUUGCGGGGUCGCUUUUCAUACUUCGCGAGCACUUCGAGUGCUCCUUGUGGCUAUUCGCGCCCAUGGCGGCUUUCCUGGUGCUCUGCUGGCUCUGGCUGUUGGGCGUCGCUGCUGGGAGCUCAGCGGCCAGGGAAGCGAAGGCACUGGACGGAGACGCUGUGAUAAAGCCGCAGAUCCUUCUUGCAACUCUUUGCGUCCGACAUGAGCCGCAGAAGGCGGGUCUCGAGCUGGAGCUGGACGAGGUUCGACAUGAACCGUCGGAGGCAAGUCUCCAUCUCGACGCAGAGGUGUCGGAUGUCACCGCUUGUCCCGCCGCCGCCUUGCUCCACACGAUUUUUCAGAAGCUGGGCAUUGACGCGCGUGAUUUUCCGGGGAGCCACUGUGGCUGGGAUGGCGUGGAGUGCCACUCUGACGAGUGCACCGUGCGGAGUCUCGAUCUCGGCAAUCGGAACUUGACAGGAAAGCUUCCCGCCGAAAUCGGGGGCCUCGCAGAUUUGGAGGAGCUGGAUUUGUUCAUGAACCGGAAGCUCAGAGGCGACCUGUCCGUCCUUGCCACGCUGGUGCACCUGAAGCUGCUCGAGUUGUCCUCUACCCAGAUCAGAGGAGAUCUAGGAUUCCUGAGCCGAAUGGGACAGAUGCAGAAGCUCCGUCUCUCAUACACGCAAGUGGACGGCACGCUGGAGGCUCUGAGAAACAUGACCCGCUUGGCCGGGCUCUGGCUCUACAACACCCGCGUCCGCGGGGAUCUCGUGCCCCUGGCUUCCAUGCACAACAUGCGAGUGCUCGACCUCGAAGACACCAAGAUCGCGGGGACGCUGGAGACGCUGGCAAAGAUGACCCGCAUGACCACGCUGUGGCUCCACAACACCCGUGUCGGCGGGGAGCUUGGGUCGCUGCAGGCGAUGCGGGAGCUCCGUGAGCUGCGCCUCCAGGGCACCCGGGUCUCAGGCUCCCUGGACGUCCUGACGAAGUUCGCCAAUCUGGAAGAGGCCGACCUCGCAUCCACUGCCGUGACCGGAGGUCUGACGCGGCACUGGCGAGGGCAACUGAAGAAAUUGCGACGCCUAAACCUCGCGGCAAGCAAGGCCGACUUCCUGCCCCGUGGCGACGAGCUGUCGAAGCUCCGCUGCCUCGACAGCGAUCCACUCAGUGACGGGGCGCUGCUGCCCGCCUUAGUCGAGCUGGACGUGUCCAGCUGUCCCAUGAAUGGCGACGUUAUGGACCUUCUGUUGCCGCUCGCUGCGUGCAAGUCGCUGGGCAAAGUUGCCGCUUCGCACGCAAACCUUACGGGGGACGCUCUGGACCUGACGAAGUUGGAGGUGAUGAUGGAUAACGUAAGCUGGGCUGGCAUUGCCGCUCCCUUGGCAGGCGCUCUGCAGACCUUGGACCUGUCCGGAAACAGUAUCCGGCGGAUUGAGGCCCUCAAUGCCAACAGCGUGCUAUAUUUGGCUGACAACGGAUGUGUGGACAUUCCACACGGCAUGCUGCGCAAAGCCCUGGAAGACGGCGUCCGACUAGACCUGACCAAUGUGGCGCUUGUGGAUACCACCGAGGCCAGGGAUCUGAUUGCCAAGGGAUGGCUGAACGCCACCGAGCGCCCCACCAUAACAGAUGCCGCAAGAGGGUUUGCGUGCUACGGAUUGCCGAGUGCAGUCCUGCAAGUGACGCCAUCCCGCUUCUUGCCCGAUGUCCUGUGCGGCUGCCAACCGGGCUGGCAGGGAACGAGCACCGACUGUCACCGCUGCAGCGAGGACCAGUACAAUCCCACAUUCGACCAGAGCGACUGCCGGAAGUGUCCCCCAGGCAGCAGCACGCAAGGUUCAGUAGGCUCGGACUCCUUGCGAAGUUGCCGGUGCGAAGUUGGAAGGAUCCACGGCGACUCCUGCCAGUGCGAUGCCCACGAGGCCCUCCACUAUCCCAGUGAUGCUCUCCACGGCCAGUGCGUGGACUGCAACGACCUGAAGCUGGACUGCGAGGACCCCGGAAGCCUCGCGACCAAAGCACCACCAACUCUCGGGCACGCGCGCCUCUACCCCGGAGCGCCCACAGCCAAGAAGUGCUUGGAUCCCGCAGAGGAGCGCUGCAACGCGUCAGCGAAUGCUUCGGAGCUCGGGUGCGUGUCCGGUUACGAGGGGCCCCUUUGCUCCGCUUGCGCUGAGAAGUACCGCAGCCAGGGCCGGCGCUGCAAGAAGUGCGAGGAAGGCUACGAAGCGGCCCGGUGGCCCAUCGCGCUCGCUGCGGCAACGGUGGCGGCUGGAGGCUCCGCCUUUUUCGCCUGGAGGAGCCGCCCAGUCCCGGCAGCAGCAACUCCAGCGGCUCCGACACCCUACACUGCUCUCUUGCCGCUGCUGUUGGCACAAGGCCCUGUGCUGCUGCAAUUUCUCCAGCUCUGGGGCGUGCUCGUGGCCCUGAGCAAGAAGAGCACCGGCGAGACCACCGCGCGGACCUGGGACCAGGAGUACAUUCAGUGGCUGCAGCUGACAGCGGGCGGGCUCCGGGACGCUUUGAGCUUGGAAUGCGAGUACGGAAGGAACGCCCGCCUGGCUUGUGCUCUACUGGGACCGGUACUGCCCUUGCUGCUUUUGGCCGCCUGUGCCAUCCUGGAAGCCUUUUUGCGAGGUCGAGGUAUAAGCAUGGCGCUGCAAGUGUUGUCCUUGGCCUUCAUUGGCGGAGCCUCGAGCUGCGCGGGACUCCUGCGGUGUCAGGAGCUCGAUGGAGAUGGAGAGCCGCUGGGGGAGGAACACGCCUUCCGCUCCUUGCUGCCGCACCUGAAGUGCUCGGAAGCACCCUGGGUCGCUGCAAUCGGCCGGGGAUGCGCCGUUGGCUACGGCAUUUUUAUCCCAGCGUGCAUGGUCGGCUUGAUGGUCAAACAGCAAUGGAGUCUUGCAGCAAGCCGACGCAUUGCCCACUUAUCAUCCGAGCAGGGGGAGAUCACAAAACUCCGGAUGGUCCCACUGCAGGCUAAGUCCGAGGAUUCGAAGGAGAUGAGUUCUCGAUUGCAGUUGGCGUCGGCAGUUGCCUACUGUGCCGUCUUCUUCCGCGGCUCCGUGCACAUUACGGCCUCCGAUGGCUGCCUGGUUUUGCAGCCCGGGGAUGGGCGCUGCGGCAGCGACGAAGUGGAGUUCGAUGCCGACAACAUCCUAUCCACGGCCCUUGACAACAAAGCAGAUGCCGACUUGCAGCGGUGGCAGGCAAUCACCAGGAUGUUGAAGGAGCGCUGCAUUAUCGAAGAAGCGUCGCCGUCCGACAGAGUCUUGGCUGGUGCAAAGGAGCUCUUCUUCAAAUAUGCCAAUUGCCAGAGCAUUUGGGUCGAGGUUGCCCUGAAGCUUGUGGUGGUGGGCAUCGUCGCAGCGGUGAACUCUUUCCAGCUCAUGUUCACCCUGAGCUUCACCUUGGGGACCAGCAUCGUUCUCGGCACCCUCAAGCCCUAUAGGCAGCGCCAGGUCAACGACUUGCAGUGCUUCUGUUUCCUAUGUCUGUCGGUGGCCGCCGGCGGUUUCGCCUUCGACCUCCUUUGGCUCACCCGCGCGGCGCUGGUGGCGCCGGUGGUCACGGCCGCCACUCAGACCCUGCGGCCAGAUUGCCGCGAGUCCCUCUCCCUGCGCCUCCUCGAGGCUGCCAGCGCGCAGUGGCUGGACCUGCAGCAAGGUGGUGCAGUGCAGCUCAACGUGGAGACGUUGAGCUUUAUCUGA
This is a messenger RNA of Symbiodinium sp. CCMP2592, 11259 nucleotides long. The record is from the annotation of a GenBank genome assembly. NCBI's taxonomy places the organism in Eukaryota, Dinophyceae, Suessiales, Symbiodiniaceae.